GGGAUUGCAUCUAAUCUUUUGUAACGAUUCCUUUUAAAAUCCCUAAUUUCAAAAAAAAAAAAAAAAAAAUUCCUCUUAAAAUCCCUCUAGGCCUUUCAAUUUACGGCAACCGACUUGUCCUUCACCAUUGCCGCUCUCCCUCACUGCCUACCCUAUCCGUCCGCGGCGUUGUUCACUGUGGCUGAGGGCAUGGCAUCUUCAGACGAUGAGGCCGAUGUUGGGCCACAGUCUGUCUCAAACUAUUAUUUUGUGGAUGAUGAAGAUGCGCCAACUUCAUUCUCAGUGUUACCACUUCAAUGGAGCAAAAGUGAGAGUGUCAAUGAAAAGAAAAAACAACAGAUGUUCUUGCAUGGGAGUGUAGAUAAUGGACUUCAGACCAUACACAAGGAAGUCACGGCAUGGAAGUUUGAUCUUUUGAAUGAAAUUCCAGAUAUAUCAGUGCUCACCAAGGAGAAUAAUUGGAUCAAACUGGAAAAGCCAAGGAAGAGCUUCGAGGAAAUAAUUAGGACAGUCCUGAUUACAGUGCACUGUCUUCAUUUUGCAAGGAGGAAUCCAGAGGCAUCUGGCAAAUCUGUGUGGGACCACUUGUGCAAAGUUUUCAGUUUAUACGAUGUUAGACCUUCUCUAAAUGACUUGGUGGACCACAUGGCUUUAAUAUCUGAAGCUGUUAGAAGGGAUGAUUGGUUAGCAAAGUCCAAGUUCCUACUCGCAUUUCUUGAGGAAAAGCCAAGGAAGAGAAAGCUCUCUGAUGAGGAUGUGAAAGCUACAACUGUUUCUGCAUUUAUAGUUGAUAAUGUGGAUGAUGACAUCCUUGAAGAUGCAGUAGAAGAUGAGUCUGAUGAAGUUGAUGAGUUGUUUGAUUCUGUUUGUGCAAUUUGUGACAAUGGUGGUGCCCUUCUAUGUUGUGAAGGGAGUUGCAUGAGGUCAUUUCAUCCAACAAGACUAGAUGGUGAAGAGUCUAAUUGUGACACUCUUGGCUUUACACGGAGGGAAGUUGAUGCAAUUGAGAGGUUUUUAUGUAAGAAUUGUGAAUAUAAUCAGCAUCAGUGCUUUGCUUGUGGAGAGUUGGGCUACUCAAAUAAAUCUUCUGGUGCUGAGGUGUUUCGUUGUGCUAAUGCAACCUGUGGUCAUUUUUAUCACUCGCAUUGCAUUGCAAAAUUACUUCACCAAGAAGAUGAAGUUGCUGUUGGGGAGCUUGAGAAAAAAGUUGCUACAGGAGAGUCUUUUACUUGCCCCAUUCAUAAAUGCUACAUUUGUAAAAAAGGAGAGAAUAAGAAGAUAAAGGAGCUACAAUUUGCUGUAUGCAGGCGGUGUCCCACAUCAUACCACCGAAAAUGCUUGCCAAAGGAGAUAGUUUUUGAAAAGAAAGAAGAAGAAGAAGAAGAAGAAGAAGAAGAAGGGAAAGGAGGAGGAGGAGGAGGAGAAGAAGAAGAGGAAGAGACAGCAGCAGCAAGGGCAUGGGAGGGCCUAUUGCCAAACCGUGUAUUAAUAUAUUGCUUAAAACAUGAGAUCAUUGAUGACCUUGGAACUCCCAGUAGAGACAUAAGGUUCCCUAAUGUUGAAGAAAAGAAGAAAAAACGGAUAUUAGAGUUGCCUGGAAGCUCAGGGAAACUUUUGCCAAAGAAAAGAAGGCUUACAUCAGAAGACUCUUUUUCAGCAAAAACUGUUGCUAAAGAACUUAAUGGGUCAUAUUCUGGUGUGACAAAGAUUGCAAGUAUCAAAAGAAGUGAAAAAAUAUCAUCUGGAUCAGAUUUGUUGAGGAAAGUGAAAACAAAUGAUGCAUUCAGAAAAUCUUUAAAGGAAAAUACAAAGUCUUGCUCAACAGAUGUGGAUAGGUCUGCAACAACUACCAUAAACAAGACUUCACUGGGUGACAGAUUAUAUAGGGUUAUGACUAAAAGGUCUGAGCAAGUAAAACUUCAGAAGCAGGUUUUGCAUAGUAGUGAACUCAAUAAAACUAUGACAGUUAAGACUUCAGCCCGGAAGUUAAGCAAUGAAUUACCUUCAUUGGACGCUGAAACAGAGAAGAGAAUUUUGGCUUUAAUAAAAGAGGCUGCAUCAUCAAUAACUAUGGAUGAUGUCAAGAAAAAGCAUAAAGUUCCAUCUACACAUGCAUACUCAUCAAAAACUGUUGUUGACAAGACAAUUACGACAGGAAAGGUGGAGGGUGCAGUUGAGGCUGUCAGGACAGCUUUGAGGAAGCUAGAAGAUGGAUGCAGCACUGAAGAUGCCAAAGCUGUUUGUGAACCAGAGGUUCUGAAUCAGGUUUUUAAGUGGAAGAACAAGCUUAGAGUGUAUCUUGCACCAUUUCUCUAUGGAAUGCGUUAUACAUCCUUUGGCCGCCAUUUUACGAAAGUGGAGAAACUGAAAGAGAUUGUCAAUGUGCUCCAUUGGUAUGUACAAGAUGGUGAUAUGGUUGUUGACUUCUGUUGUGGUGCGAAUGAUUUUAGUUGUCUUAUGAAAAAGAAGCUUGAAGAGACAGGGAAGAAAUGCUCAUAUAAAAACUAUGAUGUUUUCCAACCAAAGAAUGACUUCAAUUUUGAGAAGAGGGAUUGGAUGACUGUUCAACCAGAUGAGCUGCCAAAAAGGGGUUCACAGUUGAUCAUGGGACUCAACCCUCCUUUUGGAGUAAAAGCAGCAUUGGCUAACAAGUUCAUUGAUAAGGCACUUGAAUUUAAACCAAAACUCCUUAUUCUGAUUGUUCCACCAGAAACAGAAAGGUUAGACAAAAAGCGUACACCUUACGAUCUUGUUUGGGAGGAUGAUCAGUUUUUGUCAGGGAAGUCAUUUUAUCUACCUGGUUCUGUUGAUGAGAAUGAUAAACAAAUGGAACAGUGGAACGUGACUGCCCCACUUCUUUAUCUUUGGAGCCGUCCUGAUUGGAGUGUAAAACACAAGGCCAUAGCUCAGAAGCAUGAUCAUUUAUUCAUGCGACGGGGAGGAUCCAAUUUGGAAAAAAGUUGCCAUGACUCAAAAUCCCCUGAUCAUCCAGUGGAGGUUCACUGUUGCAAUCCUGGUACUUCAGAGGUGACAGAUGAUCUUUACAUGGAAAGUAAAGAACCUAAUCAUGAGAUAGCUUUGAUUGGAGGUCGUAAAGAAUGCUCUCCUCAUGAAAAUGGUGACAAAGAAAGCCAAGAUAGUCACGGCCUUGAGAGAAACCGGUCUGAGGAGACUUCAAGGAAGACUAAGCAUAUUGAAGAUAAGAUUGGCAGAGGAACGGGUGAAAAAUUACCCAAGAACAAGUGGAAAGGUGGAAAGCCUUCUGGAAGUGAUACGAACAAGGAAGUGCCUCAUCGUUCACCAACCAACGUGGUUGAUGGUAGAACCUCACAGGAAGGUCCCCCAUCUAGAUCUCUUGAAACGCCCAUGCACACAAAGGUUGGCGAAAAUAGUUUGCCAAAUUUGGAGUCUGGCAUGCCUAGCUCACAUCUGCCAUAUGGAACAGCUUAUGGUGGGAGCAUGUCCUAUGUUCAUGAAGAUGUGGGUAGCAAAUACAGCAUGAAUGGUAUGGAGUAUUCACAUGGCAUUCAUGGAUUUCCUCAUGCUAACUUGGAGGAACAAUCGACAGGGAACAUGAGAGAGAUUGCAGAGGAUAUUGGUUAUCGAUCAUAUGUCACUGGAUUAGAGAGGGGGUCAGAUAUGCGGUCGCAAGUUCGAUUUUAUGGACAAGAUGUUGAUUAUUCCGUCCAAAGAAAUUAUUUGGGUGGUCUUGAGCCAGGAUAUGGCCAAAUGGGACCACUAUCAUCUAUCCCUUAUGGCCAUGUGGGUGCAGCUGUAGAGUCAUCCUAUAGGAUGAACAUGCCUGCAAUGCAGCGAUAUGCACCUAGACUGGAUGAGUUGAACCAUACAAGGAUGAAUAAUUUUGGUUCUGAUCCAUCCAUGUUGAACAGAAAUAAUAUCAUAUACGAUUCUAGAGCACCUCGACCAGGCCCUCCUGGCGGCCAUGUUGAUUCAAUGGGCUUUGCUCCAGGUCCUCAGUAUCCUUAUCCUCAUAGCUCAGCAGGUUGGCUCAAUGAGUAGUUAAAAGUUGUAACUCUAGGCCGCCUUACAUUUUGAUUAUGGUAAAAUAUAAAGGUUUUCUUACUAGUAGUUAUUAUAAGAUACUUAUUUGCAUGGUAGCUAGAAGUGGGUUCUGCAGCCUUUCCAAACAGUGCACAGUUAUCAAUAAGUAUAUUAUAUAUUGUCUAUAGUUGGUUA
Messenger RNA from Hevea brasiliensis (rubber tree), 4197 nucleotides. Its product is annotated as protein ENHANCED DOWNY MILDEW 2. The transcript is spliced from 19 exons. The record is from RefSeq and is a predicted model, not a curated record. Bases 190 to 4020 code for a protein of 1276 amino acids. Lineage: Eukaryota; Viridiplantae; Streptophyta; Magnoliopsida; Malpighiales; Euphorbiaceae.